ACGGCGCGAGCUUAUCGCGUCACGAAGUCAAAGGUUACAGCGAUGGACGCGUUCGAAAUGUAAACAGUCUGGUCUAUUGGAGGACAGACAUGAGGCUUUUAUCGAAGGCAGUGCAGUGUGCGGUGAGUCCGACGGAGUGGAGCCGCAGACACUUCUGGGGUUGGCUCAAUGCUGUUUUCAACAAGGUGGACUAUGAGAGGAUCAAAGCUGUUGGCCCAGACCGGGCCGCAGCAGAGUGGCUGCUGAGAUGUGGUGCCAAGGUGAGGUUCCAAGGUUUCGAUCGCUGGCAUCACGACUACAACGGACUGCCAACUGGGCCACUGGGCAGAUACAAGAUCCAGGCGAUUGAUGCUACUGAAUCCUGCAUCAUGUACAGAGGGUUUGACCACCUGGAUGGUUUGAAAUACUUGGACGAAAUCAAAUUCAACAAGUGCAUCUACAUUGAAGACGCCUGCCUGGAGAGGCUGAGCUCAGUAGAGAAUCUGCAGGAGAGUUUGUACAUGAUGGAGGUGGUGUCGUGUGGAAAUGUGACCGAUAAGGGCAUCAUUGCCCUGCACAAGCUCAGGAAUCUGGAGUAUCUGUUUCUCAGUGAUCUGCCGGGAAUCAAAGACAAAGAGACGACAGUGAACAGACUGCAGACAGCACUUCCACGUCUGGAUAUAGUGCUGGACCUGGACUGACGACUUCCUGCUGUUUAGAGCAUGUUCUAACUGUAAUGUAUGGACGCCUUUUAAAAGGUUUUCGAAGCGUGCAGGGCUUUGAUUGUCCGAGGAGCAGAUUCUCCAGCUAAAAUGUUAGGUGUAUUCACAUGCAAAUGUGAUUAUA
Messenger RNA from Toxotes jaculatrix (banded archerfish), 825 nucleotides. It is a transcript of the gene dmac2l, whose product is annotated as distal membrane arm assembly component 2 like. The record is from RefSeq and is a predicted model, not a curated record. NCBI's taxonomy places the organism in Eukaryota, Metazoa, Chordata, Actinopteri, Toxotidae. The transcript has 5 exons. Bases 90 to 680 code for a protein of 196 amino acids.